CUCCGAGAGGAGGGGCUUGGCCUAUGAGGGGGUGUCCAAACGCUGUGGAGAGGACAAGUCUUUCCCCCCAGCAUCAGGUAGCUGAGAAUGCGUUUGUCCAAACCACUAGUAGACAUGGAGAUGGCAGACUAUAGCGAGGCCUUGGACCCAGCCUACACCACCCUGGAGUUUGAGAACAUGCAAGUGCUUGCGAUGAGCACAGACUCCUCGCCAGCUGAGAGUGCCAACAUGAAUGCUGCCAACCACUUAGGGGCCGGCACCCUAUGUGCCAUCUGUGGGGACCGUGCCACAGGAAAGCACUAUGGAGCCUCCAGCUGUGACGGAUGCAAGGGGUUCUUCAGACGCAGCGUACGCAAAAACCACAUGUAUUCCUGCAGAUUCAACAGACAGUGCAUUGUGGACAAAGACAAGAGAAAUCAGUGUCGGUAUUGCAGACUAAAGAAAUGUUUUCGAGCUGGGAUGAAGAAGGAAGCUGUGCAGAAUGAAAGAGACAGGAUUAGCACCAGAAGAUCCAGCUAUGAAGACAGCAGCUUACCCUCCAUAAACGCACUCAUUCAGGCUGAUGUGCUUUCUAGACAGAUCUCAUCACCUGGUCCUAUCAUGAAUGGCGACAUCAGAACGAAGAAGGUAGCCACUAUAACCGAUGUGUGCGAGUCUAUGAAACAGCAGCUGCUGGUGCUGGUUGAAUGGGCGAAAUACAUCCCAGCAUUCUGUGACCUUCCCCUGGAUGAUCAGGUGGCUUUACUGCGAGCUCACGCUGGAGAACAUCUCCUACUAGGGGCUGCUAAACGCUCUAUGCUGUAUAAGGACAUUUUACUAUUAGGCAAUGAUCAUAUAAUUCCACGAAACUGCCCUGAAUUGGAGGUGUGCCGUGUGGCUGUAAGGAUCCUUGAUGAAUUAGUCCUUCCCUUCCAAGAUCUCCAGAUCGACGACAAUGAAUAUGCCUGCUUGAAGGCAAUUGUAUUCUUCGAUCCAGAUGCCAAAGGUUUAAGCGACCCAAGCAAGAUCAAACGGAUGCGAUAUCAAGUUCAAGUUAGUUUGGAAGACUACAUCAAUGAUCGGCAAUACGACUCGCGGGGACGCUUCGGCGAGCUACUACUUCUGCUGCCAACGCUACAGAGUAUCACCUGGCAAAUGAUUGAGCAAAUCCAGUUUGUUAAAUUGUUUGGAAUGGCGAAGAUAGACAACCUGCUACAAGAGAUGCUUCUAGGAGGUUCAGCUAAUGAAGCUCCUCAUGCCCAUCAUUCUCUACACCCACAUCUGGUCCAAGAACACCUCAGUAACAAUGUCAUAGUCACCACAAACAUGGCCACUCCAAUUCACAAUGGCCAGAUGUCCACUCCGGAAACUCCUAUCCCAUCUCCCCCGACGGCCUCAGGUUCUGAUCAUUACAAAAUGGCACCGGGGGUUAUAGCCACAGUGCCCAAGCAACCAAGCUCCAUCCCUCAACCAACCAUCACUAAACAAGAGGCCAUCUAAGUGCACAAGAAACACAGUGUGACAAUUCAUUCUCAUAGGCGUCUGGACAGAAUAACACUGACAUUUAUAUUCACUAGCUGUUAAAUUUAAGGUUUUUAGCAAAAGACAUAUUUUUCAUAUUUUAAGAACUUUAGACCAAAAUAGUUGCAUUUAAAAAUGUGCAUCAGUCACAUUUUAAAUAUAUAUGUUCAUCCCGUCUCAUUUGUUUGCUGUUUGUAUGUUUUAGAACGAACUAGAGGUGCAUAUUUAUACUACCCAAGGAGUCACAACAGAAUAA
Labeo rohita (rohu) is the source of this 1756-nucleotide messenger RNA. It is a transcript of the gene hnf4a, whose product is annotated as hepatocyte nuclear factor 4, alpha. The transcript has 10 exons. Gene Ontology annotation, biological process: cell differentiation; positive regulation of transcription by RNA polymerase II; anatomical structure development. Bases 88 to 1479 code for a protein of 463 amino acids. The record is from RefSeq and is a predicted model, not a curated record. NCBI's taxonomy places the organism in Eukaryota, Metazoa, Chordata, Actinopteri, Cypriniformes, Cyprinidae. Gene Ontology annotation, molecular function: nuclear receptor activity; zinc ion binding; RNA polymerase II cis-regulatory region sequence-specific DNA binding.